AUGUCCCUUUUCACAUCUUUCGCUUGCGGACAUCCUUUCACCAGGUGCUACAGCACGUUCCUGAAAGCGCAGGAAGAAUCGCCAACAUUGGUCCUUGCUCAUGCACGGAUCGGCGAUGAAGGUGCACGCGAAAUUGCGGAGUUUGCCAGCAAGAGUGUGCACUUGCGUCUGUUGGACCUCACUGGUUGUGGCAUUACGUCGACUGGAAUGCUCCAGAUCGCGGAAGCACUGCAGUGUAGCCUGACUUUGGAAAGCCUGAUUCUCCGGCACAACGAAAUCACUUCAGGGCCUGCUGGUGAGGAGGCUUUGGCGUCCUUUUGCCAAGCUGCGCAAAACAGCCCCUCCUUGAGGCACCUGGAUCUCCGCUACACCGGGCUCUGUGGCGAGGCCGCCACUCUCCACAUCGCCUCGAUUCUCGAGGGCAACGGGGCCUUGUCACAUCUGGAGCUUUCUUGGAACCCUCUGGGAGCUUCUGCUGGUCAGGUCCUCCUGAAAAGCAUUCGCUCCACUUCGGGGCUUUUCGAUUGCCAACUCAGCGGCUGCAGGCUAGCUGAUGAGACCAUGAAGGAGAUAGCCGAGCUGUUGGUUCGGAACAGAAGGGCGCACGGAGAGAAGACAUCUGUGGGUCCGUACAAGGGGUCAUGGAUUCGGAACGAUGCUGCACUGGAGGGGUUCUCUGAUGGCAAGGAGCGUGCCAUGCCACCAGGUUCACGAAGCCAGGGACAGGCAGCUGCCGCAAACUACCCGUUGCGAUUUGCGGUUGCCAACAUCCCUGGCAACACCGUUGUUUCCGAUGCCAAGACGGAGGAGUUGGUUGAAAGGCUUUUCGACUGGCGGGAGAAGUUCCUUCUCGAGUCAUCAGGGAAUGACAAGGCCGCGCGUGUGCACGAGUUCCUUCAUCCAGUUUCAAGCAUGGUUGCAGCGGUGGCCGUGCCACCGCUAGACUUGGGUGGCAUGAAUGUCACACCUGCGCUUGCGCCGAUUGAAACGCUCGGUGGCGAGGUGACUUACAAGCUCGGAGGCAUGUUUUGGCCGGCGCGCUGCUUCGCGCGGCUCCACGGGGACCUGCUGCUCAUCCAGCGGAAGGGCAAGCAACAGGCAGCAGUGGUGCUGCAUGGUGCGACUGUGGAGUUCAGAUCACCGACCACGGUGCGAAUCGAGGCUCCAGGUAGUCCUUUGCUUGCCAUCCAGCUCGACACUGCUGAAGAAGCCGAGCGCUGGGCAUUGGCUCUGAAGCAGGCUUCGAAGCGUUCGAAGGGUCUCAAGGAUCUCCUCAGCUCGGACGUUGUUCCAUUAAUGCUGAGUCCACGGAGUGAGCAAGAGGAGCAAGAAGCAGAGGAGCGCCUUCAAAGUCUUCGGGUGCGCAUAUCCGAGAUUGAAGCCGAGAAAGACAGCACAGUCAAGGAAGUCAAGCAAGAGUUGGAAGCGCAACUGGUUGAGGCGGAGGCUGCAGUUAAGGAAGCCCUCAAGGAAGCGGACAAUGCAGUUUGCGGCCGUCGCGAGGCAGAGCAGCGGUCCCACCUUGCGGAACAGGCUACAACAACCGCGGAGGCCGAGCACCAGCGACACUGCAAAGAGCUCGAAGCAGCCCAGGAUCAACUGCAGGAGGAGCUGAGGGAGAUGAGGCAGAAGCUCGAUCUGGAGAUUGCAUCUCGCAAAGAGGUGGAAUCAAAGCUAGAGCUACGGGACGAGGAGCUUGCCACAGCGAAGUCCGACUUGGAAUCCUUGACUGACGCCCAUGAGGCGCAGAUCAAGCUUGGCCAGGAACAUGCCAAUAAACUGGACGAGCAACGGCGGAGCCUCGAAGCUCUAGAGGCGGAGAAGCAGAGCUUGCUUCAGCAGUCCGAAAGCGCCGUGCAACUCAACUCGGAGCUUCAGGCCAAGCUCUCCGAGGAAGAGACUUCGCGGAAGGUCUCCGAGGACGAGAAAGCGGCCAGCAUUGAACGAUGCCAAAGUCUUGAGCAGAAAGUCGCUUCGUUGGAGGCAGAACUGGAGCAGUCUACCUCAUCUGCAGAGGCUUGUGCAAAAGAGCGCGCGAAGCUCGAAGCUUCGUGUAAGGAGGCUGAGGCGAGUGUGACUCAACAUCAGCAAGAAAUUUCCUUACUCCAGCGUCGGAUUGCUGCGGCCGACACGCGAUUUGCAGCAGAAGUUGCUUGCCGAAAGGCAGCCGAAGAAAGAAGUGCUGGUGCCGAGCGACGUCUAGCAGAAACAGAGGAGCUUCUGGAGAAGGCGCUGGCCGAGCGGAUAGCCGCUCAGCGACGAUUCAUUGAGCUUGAAGGCGGCCGAAAGCCGCUCCGCUCUGAGCUGCAAAGGCGUUCCUCCAGGUACUUGAACCAUGGACAGAAGGAGGCGAAACAAAAUCUUCAGUUUACGUGCCAUGAUGUCAUGGCGGAAUCUUGCAGCCCUCGCAGGGGGCAGGCGGAGCCCACCCGAGUGCAAGUUCUCCACGUGUGGUUGGCCUGUCUCGUCACCUGGCCGGUUGCAGGUGACAAGGCAGUUGCGGCAGCGGCAUCGAUUGACUCCAGGGCGGAGGCAUGGGGGCGCAUGAUCGCCGUCGGAGCGGCGGACGGCUUUGCCCCCCCAGAGCAGCAGGUGAAGAACGCUGAGUGUCUGAUGACAGGUCCGGGUGGGGCCGCUGUUCUGUACAAUGCAUCGGGUCACUUCGUCACAAUGCUACAAGAUGCCUUCCAGCCACAGGUUGCUGGCCGUGCAGAGUCUCUUGGCUCCCGACAGGUGGCCAGUCUGGCGGGCAGCUUGCAGGCGUUGAUCGAGCUGGAGGGGCACAUUGCAUCAGCAUGCUUCUCGCACGAACUUCUCUUGGACCUGCGGAAAGCGAGCGAUGCAUUGUUGCUGUUGCAAGCACAAAAUGGCCGUUUGAUGCUGCAACGCACGGACGUUCACGAUGACUUGGUCACCGCCUCUAGGGAUUUUACCCACGAGGAAUAUGCUUCAUUUGGUCGAGAUCUUGGGGGCCUUUGGCGACGGGCCUUGGGUGAUGCUGUGUCAUCGACAAAGCAGAAGAAGGAAGAGGCUGUCCCGGCGAUGCCUGGACCAAAGCGUCCAACAUCUUCCGACCUGCUUGAGGUGACUUCAGCGCUGCUGCGCAGCUUCUUUGGCCACAGAUCGGAUGGCCGUGCCAUUUUUCUCUGGGAGCACCCCGUCCUCUUCGAUCAUUGCGUUGGCAAGAUGAGCCCGACGCUACCGGCACUAGAGGAGCUCUGGGACUCGAUUGGUGAGGUCUUGCUGCAGGUGGCUCCCAGCCAGAAGCUUUGGAGCUUUUCAACGCCUGAUGAGCAAGUAACUACCCGAGAAGUCCAACAACUGGCUCAGUUGGGACGAAUUCUGCAAGAAUUGCCGAUGAUCCUCCAAGACUGCGGGCUGCAAGGUAACGCCCAGAAAAUGUUCCUGCAGUCGGUCACCGUUCUCCGAUCACCGCCAGACAAGAUCCUGAAUGCCGCGGCUUCUUCCCUCUUCGUACUGGAGCAGCAUUGGACAUCAAGCGCAUGGCAG
Symbiodinium necroappetens is the source of this 3510-nucleotide messenger RNA. The record is from the annotation of a GenBank genome assembly. Lineage: Eukaryota; Dinophyceae; Suessiales; Symbiodiniaceae.